AAAAGACAGAAGACAUCCAUCAUUAUAGCAUAAUUAAUGAAAUGCCGCUUGGCUGAGCCACGAGGACAGACAACAUGCAGCCAUCUGGGGCCGUAUCCAAGGCAGCACCAGCCUUUGCAAAGGUGGCUCCCUCUGCACCGCCACACGGUCCACUAGCCCCUAGUGGAGGCUUGCUGUUUCCACCCAGCGACUUGGUUGCCCAAGCUGCUAUGCUGGAGCGGCCUUCUGCCCCUCCAGCACCCGCUUUCUUCGGUCCAUUGGGUGGGAGCUUGAACAAAUUGCCUCCUGGUGGAGGUUCCUUUGAACCAAUGCUUGACAUGGCACCACCAGGACCACCGCCCGGUAUGCCUUUUGGUGGCGAGGCUUCAGACCCACCAGGUCCGCCAGCAGGAUUGCCGCCUGGAUUCCCACCAGUUGGGAUGCCUUUCAUGGAGGCAAUGCCACCGCUUGGUUUUCCACCUGGCAUGGAGCCUUCUGCCGGACUCUCGGUGCGGGCUUUCGUGGAGAACUUGUCGGAAGGGGCAAAUGUGGAGUCUGCUUCACCGCCUGAGAUUGUUGCCAAGGCCCCGCCUGGUUCACCACCGCGAGAGAAGCCGGAGGUAAAGAAGAGGAAGAAAGGCGUUGAAGGAUUGGCUUCCAACAAGGCAAUCAAGAACGGAGGGGCUGUGACAAUCUAUGCAGGCUACGAUGCGGUCACUGUGGCACCCAAGGCUCCGGAUGCUUCUGAAAAGCCUUCCCAACCAGCACAGAUUACUGGUGGAGGCGUCACACAGGGCUUACAAAGGCAACUGCCGCCUGGGUGGGAAAUGCGCAAGUCACGGAGCACAGGGAAGGUCUACUAUGUGAAUGAAAAACUUGGCAAAUCGCAGUUUGACCCACCUGCUGGCUCGACCAUUGACAAGCAGGCUGAGAAGAAGAAGAAGAAAGUUACAGCUCGCAGCAAGGACAUACCGGAUGCACAGUUCACCGACAGGGGUGGCAUGCUUGGCCUGAUGAGGGCCAAUGAGCAAAAGAAAGGAAGGUGGGCCAAGUGGCAGAAAUGCAACGAGAUCCUCAAUGAGCCAGACCCAGAAGAAGCCAAUCUGCAGGAUGAUGCCCCCAGAUGGAAAGGCAAAGGAAAAGGGAAGGGAAAAAGGAGAGAUGACGACGACGACUGACGCUGACAGACAGCUGCGACAAAACUUAAGACAGCUUGCUAUCCUGCCUGCACGAUGACUGCAUAGGUCAUAGGAUUAAACGACAUGGAACCUUCAAAAUCAGCGGACUGCCAACGGGAUGUCACCAUCGCAGGUCUUUACUCUAGCUGAUCGCUUCCUCCUUCCACGGC
This is a messenger RNA of Durusdinium trenchii, 1327 nucleotides long. The record is from the annotation of a GenBank genome assembly. NCBI's taxonomy places the organism in Eukaryota, Dinophyceae, Suessiales, Symbiodiniaceae.